CCAGGAAAAGGAAAUCUGCAUCCUGAUGGAAAUGGGACACAACCCCCCACCAUGGGCAACGCAGUAAUUCCAUUGUAAAGGUCCAAAAGUCACUGCAAAUAACUACCUGGCUCCUGGUCAAAAACUAUUUGCCCUUUCCACAUCUUGGGGAUCCAAUCUUUUAAUUGCUCCCCCUUGCCAAUGGGAAGCUAAGUUGUCUCAGGAAGUUAAAAUCGAGGCGCAAUAUAGUUUAGCUCGACGCAAGUUCUACCUUUCAUUAAAUUAUCUUUUUUUUUUCACCCCGUUCCUCAAGGCCUCACGGUUGCCUCAGUGCCUGGCAGCCUCACAGGCAUUUAUAACGGGGAGGAGUUUGUGUUUGAGGAGAGCAGCUGGUACAUCGUCAACCUUCUCAAGCUGCUCUGGCACUAUGGGCUCAACCCCCUACGAAUGUACAUGUGGGUGGAGGACAUCCUGGACAAGUUCAUGCGGAUCUAUCGCUACCAGACGCAUGACUACGCCUUCAGCAGUAAUGAGCGCCUGCUUCACGCCCUGGGAGGGAACGACUUCACCCGCAUGCUGAACCAAACCAUCGACGAAGCCAUGCAGAAAGCUGGCUUCUCCCUGAAGUUCAUCAAUGAGGUGGUUUGUCCAGCCAUGAGAGUCAAUUAUGGGCAAGGUGUCAACAUCAACAGUUUCGUAGGUGCCGUUUCUCUGGCAGGGGUGGAAUCGGGCCUUUGGUCUGUAAAAGGGGGGAACAAACUUGUCUGCACUGGCCUUAUUUACGCCUCCAAAGCUGAAGUUAUCCCUGGUACAGUUUUAUCUAUAGAGCCAAAAACCAGACCCAGACCCACAGGGGACCCGGUGAAGCUCUACCAGGUCACGUACAACACUACGUCGGGACUAACGGGGGACACGUACGACAUCGUCGUCAUCGCUGCUCCGCUGGGCCGCAAAAUGGCCGACAUCGCCUUCAAGAACUUCGACCCUCCUGUCCCAGACUUCCCAAACCCGUACCACCAGACCGUCGUGACGUUCGUGCACGGACGAUUAAACGCCUCUUUCUUUGGUUACCGGGAUCCAUCCACCUUUCAUCUCGGUGCCAUCUUCACUACGGAGAAUCCCAAACUGUUCAUCAACAGCCUGGGGGUGGUGUCUCCUGUGGGAGACGUGGGCGGUGAAGGAAAGCUGCCCUUGCAGUCAGCUGUCUGGAAGGUGUUUUCGAAGGAGGUGCUCACCAAAGAGCAGCUUAACUUGCUUUUCUCCUCCUACGACUCAGUCAAAAUGAAGAAGUGGCUGGCGUACCCCCACUACAGCCCCCCAGAAAAAUGUCCUCCCAUCGUCCUCCACGACAACAUCUACUACCUGAACGGCAUUGAGCGGGCCGCCAGCGCCAUGGAGAUGAGCGUCAUCGCGGCCAAAAACACCGCCCUGCUCGCUUACCACCGGUGGUACGGGAACACAGACAGGAUUGACCAGGAAGAUUUGCACGAGAAGCUGAAAACGGAGCUUUGAGCCCCGCAGCCAGGUGCUCACAACGUCCGGUCUGCAGCCUCCGGAGAUGGGCUCGUGUACCGUAGCUGUUGAGCCACAAUUAGAGCUAACAAACGAGGAAUUCAUUGCUUGGCUGCUGAGGAGACACCCGGCCCACUUGAGACAGACUGGAACAGCACUGAAAAGGCAAAGAAAGCUUUCCCAAACUCUGGUCCUUCCUCGAGCAAACUCCGACUAUCCCUAUGCAAGAUGAAAGAGGUUUUAAACGCCAUAUUUGACCCCAAAAGUGCCCUCCACGGUAAGGAGACUGCCGAACUCAGGAUCUGCACCACUGUGAUUAACCCCUGCACAUUGCUUUCCCUCUCUGGAUGUGUUUCAGGCACCUUUUUGACUGUGAAUCUCUUUGUCUCAGCUAUUUUCUGAAGGGUUUACCAGAUAGUUAUAGGGUGAAACCAGCACAGUGGGAACUGGGGCUGCUUGCUUUAUUUGCUUCCAGAACCAGCAGCUUACGGGUGGGGGAACUGCUCUGCCAAACACUGAGUUGCCAAAACGGGUGGUAAGCAAGCAAAACCACAGCCGUCCUUUGCUUCGCUAAGGUUUGAAAGUGUUAAUUAUUCAGAUGACCUGACCCUACCACUAGGUUGGACUAAGUAAAAACCCUGUCAUGAGAAUCUUGUGUCCCUUGACUGUAUCUAAUAUCGCUGCGAUACCUCAACCAUGUCUGAAAAUUGCUGUUAAAAAUAAAAUUCUGUUUGGAGAGGAAGCUGGUGCCGUUGCCUCGAGGUAACGUACGGCUGUUCUGCGACUGUGUAGUCCAGCCACGUCCCGGCUUUGUUUCCUGCACAACUCUGUGAUGCAGAAAUAAAAAUCAUUAUUUUAAAAAUAAAUCCUACUUUCAGGCAGCCCAGCUUGGCACAAAUACUCUUGUCUCUCUCCACAGAGGAGAAUUUUACCAUUUUCUUGCCAAUUAAGAACCCAUAACCCACUGA
This is a messenger RNA of Athene cunicularia (burrowing owl), 2459 nucleotides long. It is a transcript of the gene PCYOX1, whose product is annotated as prenylcysteine oxidase 1. Gene Ontology annotation, biological process: prenylcysteine catabolic process; prenylated protein catabolic process. The record is from RefSeq and is a predicted model, not a curated record. The transcript is spliced from 4 exons. Gene Ontology annotation, molecular function: prenylcysteine oxidase activity. The coding region runs from base 427 to 1491 and encodes 354 amino acids. NCBI's taxonomy places the organism in Eukaryota, Metazoa, Chordata, Aves, Strigiformes, Strigidae.